Amoebophrya sp. A25 is the source of this 3865-nucleotide messenger RNA. NCBI's taxonomy places the organism in Eukaryota, Dinophyceae, Syndiniales, Amoebophryaceae. The record is from the annotation of a GenBank genome assembly.
UGGCUCUACUUUCGUGGGUCCUUUAGCCCUGGGCCACAAGGAGGUAGUCGAUCGUGAAGCAGGUAAUCUGACCCGAAUAUUUCCGCCUCAACAACUUCUACGUUGGCGACGUCCACCCAUGAUCAGGUAGCGGGAAUAAUAUUGAGGUGUUUGUAUUUCUGGUGGCCUAAGCGAACGUGCAGAAAAAGCCUUAUGUUCUUGGAAACUGCUUAGGACCUGGGCACGGAUGAUAUUGAUGACCCUCUUCCUUCCACGACGAAGCUCGAUAAUGUUGUGCAGUGAAUGAAUGAAUGAAUCGGGGGGAUGCACUCUAUGUUACAGAUUACUUAGUAUCCAUUGAGAUACUAGUUCCAUAAGUUCUACCACGAUUUUCCUCAUGGUUCCGCAAGAGACCACUGCAUUAAAUCAUCGAAUACGAACAUAAUCAAAAACAAUAAGAAGCAAGCCCUCUACAUUUGCUUCUAGCAGAAGCAGUGCUUGUGUUGAGUGAGUCUGUAUUUUUUGGUUUUUCACUUUUGUGAGCAAGAAAAGCAGAAGAAAAGAUGUUGCCAGCACAACCAGGAGCUAAGGCCACAACGGUCUUCACUCCAGGUAAGAAGAAGCGAAUCAACCUCGUGGCAGUAUGCAUGAACAUAUUCUUGCCAUGGUACUAUUUACACUACUUCGACAAUGAUCUUGAUCCUUCUUCAUCUCUUUGUUUUCUUCUUGCUCUGAUUUUGACGCUCGAACGUACAACAAAGUCGUUCUUAUGAAAUUCUUACGAGGACUUUUAGUUUUAUUCACAACAGAAUCUCCUAUUCUCAUCGAAGUUCCUUAAUCGAUCUCAGGUUUCUCUUUUCGGCACUCUACGCGAUAUUAUCGUUUUCGUUUCAUUACCAGCAGCCAGCGGCCGCAUGGUUAUGUGUAGUUAAGGCCUCACUUAAUCCACCUUUUGGCCCAUCUGUGAACUGUUUUCAAGAAGAAAAACGGAAGCAGAUGAGGGAAAAGAUGGAUUGUAGUGAGUUCUAAUGUAGGCCUUGGAUUGCUUUUAUCACUUGCAGCAAUAGGUGUCGCCUUCGCGUCAAGAGGGAAGGACAGAGAUCCAAGUUGGUACAACUAGGAAGAUUACUGGAAAAUAUGCUUAGUACUAGGAAUACCCGGUGGAUUAAUAUUUAUGCAUCAAAUGGUCAUAGCUUCUGCUUCGUUGAUGUUCCCGAUCUUAGACCUUGCGUUGAAGCUUACUACAGUUGCCAAAAAUCAUGCCCUAAAAGACGACUAUCUAAUCGAUUCUGAGUAACGAUCUUGUUAACCGUUGAAUGGUACAUCCAAAAAGGUACCUUUUUUCCGGCUUAACGCUGUUUUUUGCGGUGAUAUUAGCGGCAAUUUUCGGUGAUAUGAACUUCUGGUACAACAUGCAGCCGUUUUACGACAUAGAAAACCUCAACACAUACCCGUCAGUGGACCCAGCGACGCAGACAGGUACUCACUACAAUAAUUUCUCAAGUGAAGUCGCAGAAGGCAAUUUGAACAGCCGUCGUGUCCUCAAUAUGAAGAACCUCAGUCUAUUUAUCUUUUCCUUUCAUCCAGAAGGUCGACGUUGAACUUGAACGUCACAAUCAAAAGCGAUACAACGAAGAGCAUUGUCAAAGAUUACGAUCCCGGUUUUUCUUUCCUUUGAGGUUUACAACGCACAGUAACUACAGAUCUAUUCGAAUUCCUCUCAACACUCUUCUCAACUACACAGGUCAGCGAUUGAUGGACGCAGGACGUGUGUAUUUUGCUGACAACACACGAUUGGAUACCAGCAAAGCUAUGGCUUUCAAGAACUUGGAUCUCUAUUGCGUAGCGCCAAUUGUCAACGGGAAUCAGGCACUCGAAACCUACGACUUUUGGGCGGUCGGCCUCAACUGCUGCAGUGGAGUACUUAAGAAUGUUGAGAUAUGCGUUUCCUUGAAGAGUUGUUUUGGUUGUUUGGUUCCGCAUUUUCUUCGGAAAUGAGAAACGUUUCUAAAGGGUAAGAUUGUAGUGCAACUUAUACUGGUCAGGACUACAACAACCCACUACUGUGAUAUUUAUCUGUAGGUCUCAGCCGACUUCCGAUGUGGCGAAUUCAACAAUCCGCAUGCACGAUCUGGUCUCCGACUGAUGCGCGAUGAUCAGCGACCCUUCUUUCGUUUGGCAGUACAACAGGCAGCCGCAGCGCACCAUCUCAAGAGCACGCAUCCAUUGUUCUUCUAUUGUUAUGGGUCUAUUGCUUGAACUUGAUAGUAAUUCAGAUCUCUUUACACAUGAUCAUGAUCGUGAAUAUUUCACUCUUGAGUAGGUCAAAGGACUUUUCACAUGUUUCGGCAUUGUUUUCUCCGCUUCAAGGCUCACGUACACACAACAUAAUCACGAUCAUGAUCAUGAUCAUCAUCAUCAUCAUCGUCAUUUCCCUUCUAUGAUUUAUGCUUCCCUAGUUAGGCCUCUAAUGUCAGCUCCAGGACCCAGUUGGAGAGAUGAACAGCUACCGCGAUCAAGGCUUCAAGUACUAUUUAUUGGGUAUCUUCACCCACUUCGCCUUCAACCUGUUCUGCGUUACGGUAGCGGUCAUCGGCUUCUCCAGACUGGGCAAGUCAUAAAACACUUCUUGCUCUACUGUGAAGAUUCAUACUUGAUAGAAAUAGUAUCUAUAGAUGGAUAGGGAUAUUACUGUGACUGAUAGUGUAGGUAGAGGUCGUGAUGUCUUCAUAGCUUUGACGAAGUGGAAUGUUGAAGAUUUGGAGAUGUGAAUAUAGUCAGAACAAAAGAGGACGUUAGGAAUGCUUUGUAACCUCAACCUUUUUACAAUUACCAAGAAGAACAACGAACCAUGAAAAUAUUAUACAGUCAGCAGAAGUUCCAACCAGAACCAGGAGAAGUUGUGUAAAGAGAGACACGCUGUCCGUAUCAAUAUUCGCAGAAAAGUGAAGCAAGAAAGAUCAACAGGCGCGGAACCCUCGUUCUACUACCUAGAACGAGGUGGAACAACUACCCAGAACUAUAUAUAAUAUCAACAAAAAUACCUUGCGCAGAACAGUUCAGUACAGAGAUGCAAAGCAGAGGCUCGCCAAGCGACCUGGUUUUCACGCUCCCUUGACAAGGAAGACGAGGAUAGACAUUCACGUAUUGAUAUUUUUGUGCAUGAAAAAAUGUAUCUAUGUACCUAAAUUCUAGAAAGUUUGAGUAAGAUAAACAUUUUUUUUUGCCGAAAUUAAAAGCUUAUUGAUUUAGAAGUACUUUCAGUCUUUUAACAUCUUUUUCAUCUAAACAGUUGUGCAUUCACGUUUUUCUCAUAAGUCUUUUUUUUUCUGUAGCGCACACCUCACAGGGACGAUAGAAAACCAAUCAUGUUUGUCCUCAUCUUUCCGAGUCAUGGAGCAAGAAAGCCGAGAAAGUCCAAGAAUCCGCAAUCAGUUAUUUUUAUUUUGAGAAAGGCAACGACACAAACAGCAGCUGCCUCCUCACUCUUACAGUAAAAAGCAUAUCGCUUCCCUGAGAAUGCUGGUUUCACGCGGAGGACGCAGAUACUCGGAACUAUUGUGUCUGCGGAGGUGCUCGAGUGGGAGUUGAGCUGUUCCUGCUGCCAAGAUGAUGCGAUGACCACGAUGGACAUUACCCGAAGCCGAUCCAUAUUAACUCAGUGUCUUUCAAGAUCAGAUCAAAGAAAUGGAGCUCUUAUCUUCACAAACGAGUAACUUUUCUUACGAGAAUGAUCAAUUCCAGCGAGACGAUGAGUAACUCAAAUUAUCGUGCACUAUGGGUCUUCGAUUGGUUGCAUAGGCAUGAAAACAAAUGUGAAUGUCUCUUGAUGUAGUUAGAGAUAUUAUUGAUCAAUCUGUCUACUUGCAGGGAUGCAGUGCUGAAU